AUGAACACAGAAGAAGACUGGUCUAUUAUCUCGUCGCUGAGCGACUUGGAUGACGAUCAAGCCACUAUUGAAUCUCAUGAGGAGGGGAAUGGGGGUGAAACCCCACAGAAUGUUAGUAGUAUAGCCACACUACGUAUUCCAGUAUUGGAAUCAUCUUCAGCAAGAUCUUCAGCUAGUGCUGGAUCCGAUUCCAUUGUACUUGUUGAUCAUGAAAUCACUAUUGACCACGAGGGAAGUACGGGGUUGAGUAGUACACCCACUGAGCUAGAACCAAAGGAAAGGGAAGAGGAAUCCAAGCCUGUUGGAAGAAUUCAAAUGACUAUUGCAUUUUAUGAAGAGCUUGCAGGAGGGAUCUCAUCAACUUUUAGUCGCCAUUUUGGUGGUGGUGGUGAAGAUAUCGCCACUGAAUCUGAGUCAAAAGAUGAAUUAAUUACCGAAAGUUCUAAUAACCAGAAGAAAAUUGUGAAAGAAUCAAGACUGGUCAAUUCAAUUGUUACAUCAGCCAGGGCAAAAGCUCAAGACUUUGGUAAUCAACAAAUGGAACUUAUCUCCAAACAAUCUCCAAAGACUAUAUUAAUAAGUUUAUUAACUUUUGUGACAAUAAUUUUAGCUCUGAGUUAUGUUUUCAGGAUGGUUAUGGUUCAAAUUGUUGCACCACAACCUCUACCUCAAAGACAAUCCUCAUGGACUCAACUUUGGAAUAACUCUCCUCCACCUCAAGAAUCUAGGUUCUUUGUGUGGAGGACUCCACCAUCACCACCACCAACAACGUUAUCAAUUAUGAAGAGUACAUUAAACAAAUAUAUUGAACAGGAAGCUGACCAAUUCCAUCAUUUGGUUGAGAUAGUCUCAAUUGAAACUGAGAAAUAUUCUAAAGAAAGUUUUAAAUUUCUUUUAAAAUUCCAAGAUUUAUCUGAAAAGUUAACAAAUCAAUUGAUUCAAAAUUCAAUAAAUUAUAAAUUAAUAAUUAUGGAAAAGUCCAAAAUAUUAAAUAAAUUAUUGAAUUCUGAAGCAAUUAAAUGGAAUUUUUUUUUGAAUAAAGAAUAUAAAGAAAUUUCCAAACAAUAUGAAAUUUUAAGUAAAGAAAUUUCAAUUCAAUUGAAACUUUUCAGUAAUAAAACCAAAUUAAAAUCAAAAGAAUUCAGUAAAUUAAUUUUAAUUCAAGCAAAUGAAUUCAAUAAAUUUGCUUCAAUUAAAUCAAAGGAAUAUGGUAUGACUGUUUCAAAAUGUUUUAAUCAAUUUGUUUAUAAAUCAAAGGACACAUAUUCAAUAUUAAAUACCAAACUUAAUUAUUGGACACCAAUAGCUAUUUCAAAGCUCAAUUUUCUUUAUACAGAAUCAGCAAAGACUAGUACUGUGAUUGUCUCCAAGGGACUUGAGAAUUCAAGAAGUAUAUUCAAUCAAUGUAAAGUAUUUGGGUCAGAUUUAACAAGGAAUGCGCUUGGAAAUGAUACGGCUGGAACUCUAGCAAAAAAGGGAAUUUCCAAAAGUUACAAGACUGGAACAAAUAUUAUUUCAAAAGUCUUGAGAAGUUCAGCUGUUGGCGGUUAUCAUGCAACCACUUGGAUCACUUCAUGGAUAUAA
Molecule: messenger RNA, 1584 nt
Organism: [Candida] anglica
Lineage: Eukaryota; Fungi; Ascomycota; Pichiomycetes; Serinales; Debaryomycetaceae
Source: the annotation of a GenBank genome assembly